Molecule: messenger RNA, 2004 nt
Organism: Dromiciops gliroides (monito del monte)
Lineage: Eukaryota; Metazoa; Chordata; Mammalia; Microbiotheria; Microbiotheriidae
Gene: WNT8B
Product: Wnt family member 8B
Exons: 10
Coding region: 1-2004 (667 amino acids)
Biological process (GO): neuron differentiation; cell fate commitment; canonical Wnt signaling pathway
Cellular component (GO): extracellular region
Molecular function (GO): frizzled binding; cytokine activity
Source: RefSeq, a predicted model, not a curated record
AUGGGGAGUAUCCGCAGGACUCCCUGCAGCCAGACUCGAGCCCACUUGCACCUCCCAGAUAUUGCCGCCGCCCCACCCCCCCAGAGGAAAAAAGUGCUGACUCUCAGGCCCCCACAGCAGGCCCAGGCAGGGCAGGGAUCUGGCCCCCUCGAGUCAAGGCAACAAGCAUCUAUUGAGCGCCUUCCCGCCCUACAAGAGCUCACAGGCUCCCGGGGAGCCGAGGCUUCUGGACACAAAGUCCCGAGGGCUGCCUGCUAUCACGCUAUCACCACUAGGUCAGGCUCUCCCCCAUCGGCUGUUCCAGAGCCCCAGGGCACACGCGCUCCUCCCCCUCCCCCGCCGCGGGGCUGCCGGGACCCCUGGGUACGCCACGCAGCAUCACCCCCGCGCACGCCCGCCGCUCCGCAGCACAAAGCCGGGCUGGGCGUGGGUCGGGAGCCGGCGGCAGCCGAGCAGGGCGGGGCGGGGCGGGGCGGGGCCGCUAGGGACAUGAAUGGAGAGGGGCGGGCCCUCCUCCCCCUCCCGCCCCACCCCACCCCCCCCCCGGGCCCGGGUUACUGUCGGUCAUGUUUACGUUUACAACAGCUUACAGCGCCUGACCAAGGCAGCGCCAAUCAGCGCCCGGCGAGCUUGUCUGAUGCCGGCUGCUCCAAUCAGGGGGAGAUGCCUGGCUACCCGUCUCUGGGGACUUCCCCACCCCGCUCCCGGCCUCGCCUUACCUGCCGGGAGCCGCCUGCCCCGCGGAGAAUGAAUGACAACUGCCAUUCAUUCAGCGCGCGCUCCUACGUGGCCCCGCCUGGGAGGCUUCUCCCCCACUCCCCUGGAGGAGAAAACUUCGGUACCUCCUUUGGAUCGGGCUCUGCCUUAAAAAUUGCUCCCUUUGUAUCCCCAAACGGGGUGAGAAGACAACGAGCCCCCAUCAAGCACCUACUACUGUGUGCCAGGCACCCGUGCCAAACGCUGCGGCUCAUGGAGUCCCCAGCCUGUAUCUUCCUUUUCACUUGUGUCCUCCAACUCAGCCACACCUGGUCAGUCAAUAAUUUCCUGAUGACGGGUCCAAAGGCCUAUCUGAUCUACUCCAGCAGUGUGGCCGCCGGUGCUCAGAGUGGUAUCGAAGAAUGCAAAUACCAGUUUGCCUGGGACCGAUGGAACUGCCCAGAGAGAGCACUCCAGCUGUCCAGUCAUGGCGGGCUCCGCAGUGCCAAUCGAGAGACAGCCUUUGUGCAUGCUAUCAGCUCUGCUGGGGUCAUGUACACAUUGACCCGAAACUGCAGCCUUGGGGAUUUUGACAACUGUGGAUGUGAUGAUUCCCGGAAUGGGCAGCUGGGGGGCCAGGGCUGGCUAUGGGGUGGCUGCAGUGACAAUGUGGGCUUCGGAGAGGCCAUCUCCAAGCAAUUUGUGGAUGCACUGGAGACUGGGCAGGAUGCCCGUGCUGCCAUGAACUUACACAACAAUGAAGCUGGCCGAAAGGCGGUGAAGGCCACCAUGAAGCGCACGUGCAAAUGUCACGGCGUGUCGGGCAGCUGCACCACUCAGACGUGCUGGCUGCAGCUGCCUGAGUUCCGCGAGGUGGGCGCGCACCUCAAGGAGAAGUACCACGCGGCGCUCAAGGUGGAGCUGCUGCAGGGCGCCGGCAACAGCGCGGCGGGCCGGGGAGCCAUCGCAGACACCUUCCGCGCCAUCUCCACGCGCGAGCUCGUGCACCUGGAGGACUCGCCCGACUACUGCCUGGAGAACAAGACGCUCGGCCUGCCGGGCACCGAGGGCCGCGAGUGCCUGCGGCGCGGCCGCGCCCUGGGCCGUUGGGAGCGCCGCAGCUGCCGCCGCCUGUGCGGGGACUGCGGACUGGCGGUGGAGCAGCGGCGCGCCGAGACCGUCACCAGCUGCAACUGCAAGUUCCACUGGUGCUGCGCCGUGCGCUGUGAGCAGUGCCGCCGCCGCGUCACCAAGUACUUCUGCAGCCGCGCCGGCGGAGAGCGGCUGCGGCCCCGGAGGAGGCCGUAG